This is a messenger RNA of Camellia sinensis, 1233 nucleotides long. The record is from RefSeq and is a predicted model, not a curated record. Lineage: Eukaryota; Viridiplantae; Streptophyta; Magnoliopsida; Ericales; Theaceae.
GCAAACGGGGGCUUGCAGGGUUAAUGCUGAAAAGAAAAAACAAACGCCCCCAAAACUCCCUGCAACAAAGUUGCCAGGAGCUCAAUCUGCCCGUCAGUGAGGCAAGGCUUUGGGUCACCGGCCACUCUUUCUCUCUCUCUUCUCUCUCUUUCUACGCAUAUAUAUAUGUAUUUUUGAUCGGUGGGAGAGAGAUUUAUUCAAUGGCCAAGAAUUCGAGACCAAGGAAAUUAUCUGUGUACCUUUACAUUCCCAACAUCAUUGGAUACAUAAGAGUUCUUAUGAACUGCUUUGCCUUCUACAUUUGCUUUUCAGACAAAAAGCUUUUCUCGGUUCUCUAUUUUGUUAGCUUUGUCUGUGAUGCCUUGGAUGGUUGGUUUGCUCGCAAAUUCAAUCAAGUUUCGACCUUUGGAGCAGUUUUAGUCUUCUAUUCAGACAAUAACGGUCAAAAACGGAUUAGCACUACUUGUCUACUGGUAAUUCUCUCCCAAAUAUAUAGGCCUGGCCUAGUUUUCUUGUCAUUGCUUGCUUUGGAUAUUGCCAGCCAUUGGUUGCAGAUGUACAGUACUUUCUUGGUAGGCAAAGUGAGUCAUAAAGAUGUAAAAGACAGUACUAAUUGGCUAUUCAAGGCAUACUACGGCAAUCGGAUAUUUAUGUGCUACUGUUGUGUUGCUUGUGAGGUUCUUUACAUUAUUCUAUUUCUUCUUGCGAAGAACCAGAAUGAGAAUCUGAAAAAUGUUAUAAUGGAUGCUACAAAACAGAACUCAGUUCUUUCUGUUCUACUUGUUUUACUUGUGGUUGGAUGGGCUAUCAAGCAAGCAGUAAAUGUUAUACAGAUAAAGACAGCAGCAGAUGCAUGCGUGGAUUAUGACAUCAACAAAAAGCAGAAGCCAUAAUAUUGAAAAAGAAAAUGUCCCCACGGCAAUGUUGCUUCCACAAAGAUGCAGACUGUUUUAUCAUCCUGAUUGCAUUGAGUUGUCAUCUGGUUAAACAGAGAACAUGCUUCAAGCAGUGUCUGUGUCCCUCAGUUUUAUGGUUCGUGACUAAAUGGUUUUGACUUGCUACAGGAAGGAAGAGAUUUAACUCUGUAUGGUUUUUUGUAUAAGUCACAAUGGGAGUGUGGUUUUGUGUUUCUUUUUUAAAGCCUAGGUCAUUUGGCACUAGAAGGGCCAUUGUACAUUGUCUCAUAGACAGUAUGAAGAUGGUUUAUCAUUUAAUUUGUGUUUCUUUGGAUUC